AAAACCACCCGAAAACCUCUAUUCACCGCCGCCUCCGCCGCACCCCGCUGCGUUCCCGCCAUAAUGAGUGGUACAUCGAAGUUCCUUACAUUUCUCACCGCCACUCAUUCGCCAAUCGCCCUACUUCACCGCCCCUGCUGCUUCCUACAUCGGCGGUCCGUUAUUUUCGCCCGCACUCUCUCCGCCUCUCCUAGCCGCCUCCCCGUAUCUUCUCCCGCCCAAUUCCCACCCCUUCGGACACCCAUCGCUACUUCCCGGCGUCAAUUUCAAUCAGCGGCCCUUCCAGUUGAUAAUCGACAUAGCGCGCAUGCCUCUUCUCCCUUGACGGCUCACCCGUGGCCAGAAUGGUUCAACCUAAUCAACGCGAUCUCCGCAAGCGGACAGUCGGAGGAGAACGGAUUAAUCCUGGAGGAAGAUGCAUUUGUGGCGUUCGAGCAAUUGCCAGAUGAUUUUGUUCGGGCUGCUAGAAAAUGCCUUGCGUUUGCUAGACAAAGACCAAAUCUUUUGGGUUCACUCUCGAGGAGGGAUAUUGAGGUAGUUGUGUCAAAUGGCACACCAUUUUUGUUCAGAACCGCUCUUGAAACAGCAUGUAGGCUGAGGGCUUUUCUUGGUAUUGAUGGAAACCAUGCAUUGGAUCGUGGUGAUGCAUACACAGUUGAUAUUAUGAAAUAUAUAUUGAGUUAUGCCAGCAAUCCCGCUGGUUCUCCUGGACAAAAUCCUGUGUAUAGUCGGAAACUCCUAGAAACAUCCAUUAGAAACCUUUUGCAAGAAUUGAUUGAAGUUGGUUGGGGAACUCCAGCAGCUGUCUUGCCUCCUCGAGAAGUUCACCAGUUUUUAGGUAUAGCUGGAGAAACACCAAGGUUUGCUGGACAAAACAUAGUAAUGAAGAGAGGUGACUGGAUAUGCCCCAAGUGCAGUUUUAUGAACUUUGCAAGAAAUUUGAAGUGUCUCGAGUGUGAAGAACCUAGACCGAGAAGACAGCUAACAGGCGGGGAGUGGGAAUGUCCCAAAUGUGAUUUCUUGAACUACGGAAGAAAUGUGGCCUGCCUCAGAUGUGAUUCUAAACGGCCAGCUGCGGCUUCAUUCAACACUGUUAAUAACAACAGCUCAGGGAAUGCUUAUUAUAGAACUGUAAACCGUGAUAGGCUUACCAGUAGUGAGGAGAAUGCACAAAAAUGGUUUAUUAAAGCAAACGAUGCUUCUGGUAUAAAUGACACAUCAGCUGAUGGAGACAUCUUCCCUGAGAUGAUAAUGCCAUUAGGGAAAGAAGAAAACAAGUCUGUUGUGAGCGCAAUAAGAAAGACACUUUUGGAAAGGAGGCUGGCCAAUUCUCGAUACAAAGGGAACUCCGUGAACAGUAUCUUACCUGAAGAAGAAGAAGACAAAGAGAGAGCUGAAAAAUCAGGAAAUAAUUGGUUCAAAAAAAUGGAAGGACUGCACAAUGAUUUUCCAGAGACCGUGCAGACGAAUGAUGAUUCUUUAACCGCUCCAAUGAACAAAAGGGAAACAGAUAAGGAUUUUGUCCCUUUCGUUCCAUUCCCUCCCGGAUUCUUCGCUACAAAGGAAACCCACGAUAAGUUGGAAAACGACAUAGGAGGGAGUAGCCACACCGAAAAUGAUCAUGCAUCCCAUGCCAAACAGAAUCCAAGGAGAAGUGUGUGGACGGGAAAGAGCUUAGAAGGGUGUGGGGUUAAGGAGGAAGCAAAUGAUCCGUUGGACAUGUCCGAAGAGGCGAAAACAGAGAGGUGGUUCCGGCGCGUGGCUCAAAUAAAAGACAUAUCUGAGCUUAGCCAGAUACCGGAUGAAGACUUCCCUUCCAUAAUGCCAAUGCGUAAAGGGGUUAAUAGGUUUGUCGUCAGCAAGAGGAAAACCCCAUUGGAGAGGCGGUUGAUGUCUUCACAGUAUAAGAGGAAUCUCCCGGCGGUGAGGAGUACUGGUGAUUUUGUGGAAAAAGAAGAUGAUGUUAAUGAAACAGAAUGAGAAUAGUUUGCCACCAGUUUUCUUGUUGGGUGCACCCAUAGUAGCACCCAUGUGGUAGCACCCAUGUGGUGGCACCCUAACAUUAUUCUUAUUAUUAAUAUUUGACGUAAAUAGGUCACCUUUUUAAAACUUUAAAGUGCUCCAUCCAUUGUUUAGUUUCUGUGUUCUCAUUAAUUAUGGAGUUCUAGAGUAGUGCUGUUUUUUGGGGGAGUACGGAGUACUCCAUGUGUAUUAAUAAAAGAAAAUGUUACUCAGUAA
Messenger RNA from Cuscuta campestris, 2238 nucleotides. Lineage: Eukaryota; Viridiplantae; Streptophyta; Magnoliopsida; Solanales; Convolvulaceae. The record is from the annotation of a GenBank genome assembly.